AUGGAGACGUCUAACAAGGAUAACGUUAGUAAAAUGAAAUACAUCUUCCGGAAACUUACAGAUCGAAAAACGAUUCAAAAGAGUUGUGGCGAUGAGCUCGAGGAGGUUGCGUGCCAACAAUCCGGAUUUGGAAGCAAGUGGAUGUCAAGAUGCGUGUGCGACAGUCCACUAUGCAACGGAGACCAGGCGCUUAUCGAUGCUGGUCUGGAACCUUCAUCAGCAGCUCCACCACCAGCUCAUUUCACGCAAUUCGCCCUGCUCGUCGCAAUUCUCGUAUUCGUCGGAGCCAGUUGCUCACUGAUUGUGAUCGCCACCAUUUGUGUCCAGUUCUGCUAG
Angiostrongylus costaricensis is the source of this 336-nucleotide messenger RNA. NCBI's taxonomy places the organism in Eukaryota, Metazoa, Nematoda, Chromadorea, Rhabditida, Metastrongylidae. The record is from the annotation of a GenBank genome assembly.